Molecule: messenger RNA, 1005 nt
Organism: Emys orbicularis (European pond turtle)
Lineage: Eukaryota; Metazoa; Chordata; Testudines; Emydidae
Product: torsin-1A-like
Exons: 5
Coding region: 1-1005 (334 amino acids)
Biological process (GO): nuclear membrane organization; protein localization to nucleus
Cellular component (GO): nuclear envelope; endoplasmic reticulum lumen; endoplasmic reticulum
Molecular function (GO): ATP hydrolysis activity; kinesin binding; ATP binding
Source: RefSeq, a predicted model, not a curated record
AUGAAGCUUCUGAACAUGGCUGGAUUCUUCGCUCUGGUGCCCACUUUGGUGUCAGCUCUGGAGCCCAUCACCACCUCACUUGCUUUCUGCGGGGCCGCCGUCAUGUGGCAGCUCUUCUCCCCUGCCUCCUGGCUCAAGUGCCGCUUCCUGGAGUGCUGCAAUAUGAAGGACACCCUGGACAUCCCAGCCCUGCAGAUGGCUUUGGAACAGAAGGUCUUUGGGCAGCACCUCGCCACCCAGGUGGUUCUGAAAGCACUGAGCGCGUACUCCAGAGACAAACAGCCCAGGAAGCCCCUGGUGAUGUCCUUCCAUGGCUGGACCGGCACUGGCAAGUCCUUUGUCAGCAAGAUCAUUGCACGGAACCUGUACCAGCGUCACGAAGCAAGGAGGAGGUUCGUUCAUCAGUAUGACGCAGUCUUGCAUUUCCCACACGCUGAACAUAUAAAGCAGUAUAAGGAGCAGCUGCAGAAUUGGAUUCGAGGGAAUGUCAGCGUCUGUCCGAGGUCGCUUUUCAUUUUCUCUGAAAUGGACCAGAUGCCGCAUGGUCUGAUUGACUCCAUCAUGCCGUACCUCAGUGAUCGCGAGGCUAUCAACGGCGUCUACUAUGGCAAGGCCAUCUUCCUCUUCCUGAAUAACGCAGGAGGGGAUAAGAUAACAGAGGUGGCGCUCGAUCAUUGGAGGAGGCAGAAGGGAAGAGAAGAAAUUCCCCUGACGGACCUGCAGUCUAUGCUAUCUGCCGAGAUUUUCAAUAACAGGAACAGUGGUUUUUGGAAUAGCAAGCUGAUCCAGAAGAACCUGGUAGAUUAUUUCAUCCCUUUCUUGCCCCUGGAAUAUAAACAUGUGAAAGAGUGCAUCCAAGAGGAGCUGCGCUACCAAGGCCACCAAGAAGAUGAAGACCUCAUCAUAAAGAUUGCCUUAGCAAUGUCCGACUAUCCCAGUGAAGAUAGAAUCUACUCUAGCAAAGGUUGCAAAACUGUGGCCUCAAAGGUGAACCUGGAUACCUAG